This is a messenger RNA of Helicoverpa armigera (cotton bollworm), 2866 nucleotides long. RefSeq names its product N-alpha-acetyltransferase 35, NatC auxiliary subunit (gene Naa35). The record is from RefSeq and is a predicted model, not a curated record. Bases 168 to 2342 code for a protein of 724 amino acids. The transcript has 14 exons. Gene Ontology annotation, cellular component: NatC complex. Gene Ontology annotation, biological process: N-terminal peptidyl-methionine acetylation. NCBI's taxonomy places the organism in Eukaryota, Metazoa, Arthropoda, Insecta, Lepidoptera, Noctuidae.
UUGAGAAAAAAAAAUAAAGAAGCGGAGCAGAGGGAGGUGUGGAUACAGAAGAGUUGAGGGUCUAAUUUCAAUUUUAUGUAUUUCUGUAAUUUAUUUAAAUAGCAAGUCGUCCCCAAAUUUAAUGGUAAUUUAGUCCUCCUUUACCUUAGAUUUGCAGUGCACUUUAAAUGGGCGAUAAUGAUGAUUAUUAUGAUGGUGACGGGAGAAUGGAUUCCCUGGGAGCGACACCUGAAGUCAUCUAUAAUUGGGUUGACAUAACAUCAGACUUCUUCAGUCAUAUUCAAGACCUUCAACUUGGAGAGUUACUUCAUGAUGGGCACUUGUUUGGCCUCUUCGAGGCCAUGUCGGCCAUUGAGAUGAUGGACCCCAAAAUGGAUGCCGGGAUGCUGUGCAACCGAGGCAAUCCUAAACCAUUGAACUUCCAGCAAGCAGUUGCUGCUGGAAAGUUGAAAAUAGAUGAUCUAGAACCAUCCGAGCUAAUAGGCAUCAUUGAUGCCACAAUGGCUUGCAUUGUCUCGUGGUUGGAAGGGCAUUCCCUCGCUCAGACAGUGUUCACCAACCUCUAUCUACAUCAACCUCAUUCUAUCAACAACAAGACUUUGAAAGCAUAUUGCAUUGCUGUCUACAAACUGCUGGAUUGCAUCAGGGAUUGUAUUAACAAGGCCCAAGUGUUUGAAGAGGAAGACUUCCAACCCAUGGGUUAUGGUUAUCGUCUGGGUUCGAACCCACAGUCAGGCAACACAUAUGACGCUCGUCUUGAAGUCAGUGAGCAGAAGUGUGUGCUGAUGCUUAGGGAGCAAGAGGAGGAACUUAAUAAGAAGGCUCGGAGUUCUGAUGACGAGGACAAUCUAUGGGCAGCCUUACAAGCCCGCAUCAGAUUCACCAGGAUGUUUUUCCAAGCUCUGCUGAUGAUCACAAAGAGGGACUCGCAGUCCGGAGCCGAUUGCGUCGCUCUGCUCAACGGCUGCUCGGAGAUGAUGAAGGUCAUUAUCAAGACCUCGGGGAAAGGAACACAGCCUGUGGAGAAUUCCGACUCCCCAAACCCGAUGGGGUUCGAGCCGAUGAUCAACCAGCGCCUGUUACCGCCCACGUUCCCUCGCUACACGCGCAUCAAGCACCGGGCCGAGGCGCUGCACUACUUCGACGAGCUGGUCGCUAGGCUGAGGCAUGCGUGGAAGAUCACCUCUUGCACCAACUUCCAUACCGCGCUGGACUUCUUCAUGGAGUUCAGCCGUCAGCGUGCUUGCAUCUUGUCUCGCUCAGCUCUGCAGUUGCUGUACCUCAGCCCGUCGCCCGCCAACACGGCGGCGAUGGCUCAGAGCGCUAUGAACGGGCCCGCUGGCCAGCCGAGGCCGCAUCAUCCCUUUGUGGAAAUACUCAGGGAAUCGGUUAAGAAUUUCGUCAAUCCGCCAGCUUUGACCCCCAAAUCGCCUAUGGUUUCAACGCCGCAAGCUCGGGAGUUCGUGGAAAACUUCCUGGCUCGUUGCGUACGUCCGUUCGCGGUGCUGCUACAGGUGUGCGGACACAACCGCGCCAGACAGCGGGACAAGCUCGCGUUGUUGUUGGACGAGUUCGCUGCACUGCAAGAGGAGGCGGAGGGCGUGGAUGCGGUGGUGAGCGGCGCAGCAGGCACUGGUCCCCGCGCCUGCUUCGGCACGUGGCUGCUGUACCACGUGCUGCGCGUCAUGAUCGCGUACUUACUGUCCGGCCUCGAGCUAGAGCUCUACAGUGUGCACGAGUACCAUUAUAUCUUCUGGUACCUAUACGAGUUCCUAUACGGCUGGCUGGUAUCAGCGCUGGGCCGGGCUGAGAACUUGGCGGGCGACGCGGCUCGACGCGACGCCCGCGACUCGCGCAAGCAGCGCAAGAGCAAGAAGCGAGUGCGGCCAUACGCCAGGGAGGGACUGCUGUGCAACGUUAUGCAGAACAUGUGCGGAGGGUAUUAUAAGGCGCUGGUAGCGUUCAAGCUACAAGGCAAGAUCCGUCAGCCGCAGUCGGAGUUCGACAACGAGGCGGUGCGGUACAAGCACCGGUUCGCGCCGCUGUCCGUGCUCACGCCGCCGCAGGUGCACUACCACGAGUUCUGCGAGAUGACACAACCGCUGCAAUACGAGAACCCUGUAAUACUAUAUCUCGGUGGAUGCAAACACUUUCAGCAGGCUCGCUCUUUACUCGAAACCAUCACAACACCCGAUCAGGAAGUUCAAGAUCUGCUGAAGGUAGCCAAAACAAAUUUCGUAGUAUUAAAACUAUUAGCUGGAGGACACAAACGGGACUCAACGGUGCCACCAGAAUUCGACUUUUCAGUACAUAGACAUUUUCCCAUUAUUAAACUAGUGUAGUACAUUUCUACCAAAAGUUGACAAACUUCUUUUUAUGAACAAAGCAGCUAUUUGUUGUGGAGCUGUGUAGCUAGUCUUUUCAGUCAGUCUUUGAUUGACUGGUUCUAGAAUUUUCUACCAAUGAGAAGGAAUCUUUCUUCUCGACUAUAGCAGUUCAAAACUGCAUUGGAAAGAAGAGAAGAAUUUUUAUUUCUCAAAUUAAUAGCAUAAAUGUCUUCUGAGAAAACGGCACGAUGAUAAAAUAUUAUAGGUGUAACAUCUUCUUUAAAAUAAUACUUUAAAUAUCUCUAAUGUUCCAUCUAACUCCAGAGAAUUCUUAACUCCUAAGAUUCAAGUAUCAAGGUACUUCACUCUCUAGUUUAUGUAACAGAUUAUAAUUUAUCAAAGUACAGAUUAUACAAGGACUUCUAAAUGCAACAUUAUGUAAAUUAAAAUGUAUUGAUUUAUUAUAUUAUCGUGUGUAUAGACGGAAAUUUUAAAUAUAAAUGAUUUUUUAAAUGUGCAAUAAAAAUCAUUAAAAUAUC